UCGGUGGCCGCUAUUUCUUCGCCGGAACGAAAUAAAGGAUAUUACUUUUAUGUGCUUUGACUUCAGGAUCAAGCCAUUUUUUAGAGUUCCGUUAUUUGUGGACCUAAUGAUUUCAAGUUUUCGUAAAUUGUGCUUGUGACUUCCUGCCAAAUUUGAAAGUGGAGAUUGUACUGUGUGUUUAUGAUCUUUGGUAUAACUGUCAUUUUGAUCUGCAGCAGUUCAUAGUUGCUGAGGCACAUUGAAACCGGUGAAGUGGUGAUGUGAAUGUAGUUUUAAAAUAAGCGUAGUGGCAUAUACUCUGUGAAAAUGGAAGACGAACUAUAUGGAAUUAGUGCUGGCACUGCUGUUGACAUUCAGCGAACUGAUGGGCGUGUACACGCCGCUGUAGUUUCCGGGGUAAAUCUCCAAACUCGUAGUGUGACGGUAGAAUGGAUAGAGAGAGGAGAGACGAAGGGCAAAGAGAUUGAGAUUGAUGCUAUCCUCUCCCUCAACCCUGGACUUACAAACAAGGGCAGAGAUGACACUACCUUCAUCCCUCACAAACUGCAACGAAGUGCUACAAGGGCUUCAGUAGGUGGUCAAGCUCAUAGAGAACGAGCAUUACGCAACAAACAAGGUGGAAGGCUCACAAAUGUUCCAACAGUAAAUGGACAUGGGGAUACACACAUCCAAAGAGGAUUAGAAAAUAUUGCUCCAAACCCAGCUAAUUUAACUGCACGACAACACACUAUGCAGCACCAACAAUUAACAGCAUUGCAGCAACAAAAGCAACAACAGCAGCAGUUAAUCCAACACCAGUUACUAGUCCAGCAGCAGCAGCAGCAGCAACAGCAGCAGCUGCUACUGCAACAGCAGCAGCAGCAACAACAACAACAACAACAACAACAACAACAACAGCAGCAGCAGCCUGCAACAGUUGGAAAUACAGGGGCUGGUAAAUUUCGCCGUAGUAAUGUUGUGAAAGAAGUUGAAAAAUUAAAAAAGAACAGAGAUGAAAGGAGGCAGCGUCAAGCUGAACUUAAAGAGGAGAAAGAACUACUUAUGAAUAUGGACCCAGGGAAUCCAAACUGGGAGUUCCUCGCAAUGAUAAGGGAAUACCGGAGUAGCAUUGAAUUUAGACCUCUGCGAGAAACCGAUCCUGUUGAAGACCACCAGAUAACAGUGUGUAUUCGGAAAAGACCUCUAAAUAAGAAAGAAAUGAACAGAAAAGAAGUUGAUGUUAUCACUGUCCCUACAAAGGAUCAGAUGGUAGUCCAUGAACCUAAAACUAAAGUUGACCUCACAAAAUACUUGGAAAAUCAGAUAUUCAGGUUUGACUACGCAUUUGAUGAAACCUGUUCCAACGAACUUGUUUACAAGUACACUGCGAAACCUUUGGUGCAAACAAUUUUUGAAGGAGGGAUGGCAACUUGCUUUGCUUAUGGCCAAACAGGUAGUGGAAAGACACAUACAAUGGGUGGAGAUUUCCACGGAAAAACCCAAGACUGUACAACAGGGAUAUAUGCAAUGGCAGCAAAAGAUGUUUUUAAUUUUCUGAGGUCCUCAAAAUACAAGCCUUUGAACUUAAUGGUGUCUGCCAGCUUUUUUGAGAUAUAUAGUGGCAAAGUAUUUGACCUCUUAGCCAAUAAAUCAAAGUUGAGGGUUUUAGAAGAUGGAAAGCAGCAAGUACAAAUAGUUGGUCUGACUGAAACAGUAGUUGACUCUGUGGAAGAAGUUCUCAAGUUAAUACAGCAUGGAAAUAAUGCAAGGACAUCUGGACAGACAUCAGCAAAUACGAAUUCUUCGCGAUCGCAUGCUGUUUUCCAAAUUGUCUUGAGGGUAACAGGAAUAAAUAAAGUUCAUGGGAAAUUCUCCCUCAUAGAUUUGGCUGGCAAUGAAAGAGGAGCAGAUACUUCAUCAGCUAAUAGACAGACAAGGAUGGAAGGUGCAGAAAUCAAUAAAUCCUUAUUAGCAUUGAAGGAAUGUAUAAGAGCCUUAGGAAAGAAAGGGGCUCAUCUUCCAUUUAGAGCCAGCAAAUUAACACAGGUUUUGAGGGAUUCAUUUAUAGGAGAAAAGUCCAGAACAUGCAUGAUAGCGAUGAUAAGUCCUGGCAUGAGUUCCUGUGAACAUUCCCUGAACACUUUACGUUAUGCUGAUAGAGUAAAGGAACUAAAUGCAACUGAUCUCACUGAAACAAAAGUGUCACCAAGCGAAGAAGAAACUAUGAGAGUCGACGACAACUUAGAAGAUAGUGACCUUGCACAGCUGCGAUCAUUAAAUGCUGAAGAAAUCUCUGCAGACUUAUACACAUUCCACGAAGCUGUUUCGCAUCUUCAGAUAUUAGAAGAAGAAGUUAUUGAUACACACAAACAUUUGUUAGAGUGUAACCCACACUGGCAUCACGUGGCUGAGAAGCUUUUUGCGCUUACAAAUGAAGUGGAUUAUGACCAAGAUGAUAGUAUCACUGCCACACGACAUGCAGGAAUUACCCACAAUGCUUUAUUUGCUUCCCCUCACAACAAAGGCAAUUACACAAAGAAAAGAGCUUAUUCAAAGCAACUUGAUCAGCUCCUAACGCAGGAAAUUGAAGCACUGAUAAAGUGCAAAGAAAAAGUAGCAGCGUUCAGAGCACAGUUAGAAGCCGAAGAACUCAUAAGCCAGAAAAUAAAGCGCCCUGUUCGACAUAAUUAAUUUUGUAAAUCAUUUUGAAGGGUAUUCCGUAUGGCCCAAGAAUGAACUAAAAUUUUUAAUUUAAUUUUAUACAUAUGUACACCCCUUAAUUUUUGUGUAUUUUGAAGGAUCAUCAAACAAUCUGUAUUAUGUAACCCAUUCAUCCUUUAAACAUAGGACGCUUAAUAAUGAUAAAUUUUAAAGCUCCAUGUUACAUUUCAUUAUCCUAGUUAGUUUGAAAAAUAACAGUUAUAAUACUCGGAAGCAAUACAUUGUUUCAUUGUUUGGCAUAAAAUGAGCAUGACGUGAUAUGUCCAUUCACUGAACAACAUAUUUUUUACCAUUGAUUGUAAUUUUUUCUUAUAUAUAUGUAUGUAAAUUGCAAAGUUUCUUCCUUCUGUUCUCCUCUCUGUGUACCCUGUUCCUUGUCAUUCUUCCACAGAAUAUAUAUACAUGCGUAAUUUUUUGUUCUUUGUACAGAAUGCGUUUUUAUAGAAAAUACAGAAAUUCUUUUCUCAUAUUGCAGUAAUUGUAAUUGGCUCUGGAACUAAAGUAUAUGUGUAAUAUUUAAUGAGUCCUUUCCCACACCUACUGAAAUCAAAAAUUUCUUAAGUCGCACCAGGAUCAUUGUGAGAGUGGUAGUUUGGGGGAGGGGAGAAGAGGAUUUCUCAGAAAGAGCUAAGGAUCUCUUGUAGGAACCAAUAUUUAUAAAGUUUUACUGUCUGUAUUAAUCAUCUACCAAAAGUUUAUCAACAAUAAUAAGAAUAUUGUUUAUCUGUUAUGAUACUUGUUUCUAUAAGAGUGCAGAGUUCUCCCACAAAAAAAUCUGUUCUCAUUACUUCAUGAUUUUGAAAAAAAUUGCAGCAAUUUGAAUUUUUCUGUCUUUCUAAUCAUAAUUUCAUAAACUGUCUGAUCUUUGUUAUUACUCCUUCCACUGGUUGUUUUUUCUUCCCUCCAUUGCCAUUGACACUACUCGGUGCACUGCAGGAGCUUCUGUCUUUUUAUUGCACUUCACUGAGUAUACUAUUAUAGUAAUGUAGAUUAAAUUCUCUUGUGUAAUAUUAACUGGACCAUGAACAGUGCUGAGAAUGGUCAGCACGGAGUUGAACUUUGUCUGUAAUAGGAAUCUAUUGUACGAGAGAGCUAAUCAUAUUUAUGUUGUGAAUCCCACUUCUGACCCAUCUCGGGGGGGUUUUGUAGAGAAAUUGUCUUCUUUCAAAGUAAAAAAUUUCUUUAAAUUUCUGCUCAUAAUUCCCUGCACCUGGCAAAUUGUCACAGUCUGCAAAAAUGAGCUAUCAGGGCUAAUUUGUCUUGCAGAGAAAUUUGGUUGGUGAAUUUGUGGGUAUUUUAUUUUCCUUUUUUGCUUUGAAAAUGUAAAUAAAUAGUUUCAUUUACUCUUCUUUUUGUCAGUAACUCUAAAGUCUUCCAUAUAGAACUCUUCAAACCAACAAACCCUCCAUUACUAGCUGAAAAACACUGUUAGAAGUUCUGUUGUUCAAUUUAUUAAAAUUGCCAACAAUAGCUCCAAAGCAUAAAAAGAAUGUGCUGGAGAUGAGACACCCGUUUGUAUCCACUGAAUCUGGAGAAACAAAAUUCUCCAUUAACAAUCAUACCAAUAAGUGUUGCUAUUAAUCGUCAUAGUUACAUCUACCCCCCCCCCCCACCUCUUUUUGUGAUCUUGUGUUAAGUAUUAUUUAAAAAUUUUCCUCCUUCACUUCUCUCUGUAUAUGUCCAAAUUAAUAAUCUUCACCAUUUACAUUGUUCUGCUUCAGGAUAUAAAUAUUUUGUUCUGGUUUCCAUACCUAGCAUCUCAUACCAUCGUAAAUUACCAGACAUCUAGUCUGACAAUUUAUUCAGUGACGAGAUUUUACUAAAGGCUGAGGCUCUUGGUGAGAAUAUGAUCUUCGAGCCUUCAAUUUUUAAAUAAUUUUUUUUUUAUUUGAACAGAUGUAAGUUUUUAUAGAUUAAAAAGUGGCUUCAAGUAUCUGUGUGCUAUGAACCUGAGAGAACUGUUCACACUGCUGUGAAACAGUGGAUUGUGUUUUAGCAAGCAGUUGCUUAUUUCUGUAAAAUAUGUGACAUCAGUCUUAAGGUGUAUACCUUGGAGAUUGAAUUUAUUAUUAAAAAUAAGUGCUGAAACUGGUCAUUCAUCAGUCACUACAAUAAAAUAUGAAAUACGUGUUUUUAUGUUGGUGGAUGUGUGCAUGGUGGGGAGGGGAGGAGAAGGAUGUUUGUGUACAUGAAGGCCUGUUUAAUAUUGGUGGACUGUAGUCCAUUCACACAUGUAUGUUGUCUAUGGUACAGUGCUUUGCAGCAGAUACUUAAAUAUUUAUCAAAUACUAUAAAAAUGCUGAGACUUCAGCUCUCAAACUUCAUGCUGCUUAAAAGAAAAAAUCCCUGAACUAAAGUUCAUUUUGAAAUUGAUUUCUUGAAGAACAUGUUGAAGUGUUAGUUAAAAUACCUUGCAAAUAAAUAAAAGGGCAAUAUUUUUUUAAUAUUAUAACUGUUUGGAUGAAGUAGUCUCGAAAGUUACUUUGCCGAAGUCAGUAGAAGGUAUGUAAAGGGAAAACAAUACACCCUUUACUGUAUAUUACUGUUCUUAUUUUAAAUUAUUGUUUUCGAGGAUUACUACCGAAGGUAAAGCACUGUGCCUGGAAUACAAUAAAUACAAGAGUGUCAGUGAAUGAAACCAGCAUAGAAAAACAGCUGGAUAGUUCAUAAAUCAGUAAUUAACAUACACAAGAUUUCAAGCACAUAAGACAAUUAACUGUAAAAUGCAGUUUCUUGAAAGAAAAAUUUCUUGACAAGUUACUAAGUUUUGGACGGAUAACAAACAAAAGUGUUUGAAGAGCACACUAUACGUGUCACUUCAUUUGGUGAAACAAAGAUGAAUUUCUUAUGGGUACUGGUACCCCAAUUAUUACACCAUUUUAUCCUUUGUCAUAAGAGUUCCAGAUUAUAGCUGUCUAUGGCUGCUGAUAAGGCCAUGUGUGUAAUGUAUGAUUACUAAUAUGUUGUUUUGACUGCUGCUAUGCUGGUUGUAUAUUGCUGUAAAUAUUACCAUUAAUAUAGUAUUGUUUUGUACUUUGAGGAAAAAGUUGUUGACAUACAGUAGGGAAAUUAUUUCUCCGGUGUUACAUAAUGCACCUGUGUGACUUGGUGCUUUGCUGUAGUCUUCACCGUGUGGUGGCUUAUAACAUAACCUAAUUUGUUGCAAUGCCAGUUUAUAAGGUAGGUUACAAACUAGAUGCAGUGGAUAUAACGUUGUUGAUACCAUGACACAGAUUUAUAAGCAUUGAAAAGAAAAUUACAAAAUAUUUUGUGCUAAAUAUGCAAUUUGAAGGGAGACCAAAUGAUUUGUACUUGCAUCAGCUAAUGUUACUUCAUAUUAAGUUGUAAAAUUUGAGGGUUAGAUUAUGUCAUGUUCGUAAAUGCAUUGGUUUAACCAAAUGAAAAAUGCUCUGUAUCAGAGCGACAGGAGAAGUUUGUAACAUAAAAUGUCUUUUAUCUCAAUAAAUCAUUAUAGUUGCUCA
Schistocerca cancellata (South American locust) is the source of this 6182-nucleotide messenger RNA. RefSeq names its product kinesin-like protein Klp10A (gene Klp10A). The record is from RefSeq and is a predicted model, not a curated record. Gene Ontology annotation, molecular function: ATP binding; microtubule motor activity; microtubule binding. The coding region runs from base 307 to 2670 and encodes 787 amino acids. NCBI's taxonomy places the organism in Eukaryota, Metazoa, Arthropoda, Insecta, Orthoptera, Acrididae. The transcript has 15 exons. Gene Ontology annotation, biological process: microtubule-based movement.